Messenger RNA from Anisakis simplex (herring worm), 297 nucleotides. NCBI's taxonomy places the organism in Eukaryota, Metazoa, Nematoda, Chromadorea, Rhabditida, Anisakidae. The record is from the annotation of a GenBank genome assembly.
AUGCGUAACAAUUUCUCAGAACAGAACAUAGGCCGAAAUCAGAAAAUUCUUAAUAUAGAGGCUGUUUUCGAAAAUCGUAUCAUCGGCUUUUGUUACACUUUCCGAAAAUUGUCAAAAAACUGCGAUGCAUUCUCUGAGCUUGUCCUGUUCAUUAACGCUGAAUGCGAUUUGAGGAAAGAAUUGCAAAAGAAAGAAAUUCGAGGCAAAGGUGACUACCCAACUAUGGAUGACGUACUGAGUGACUGGGAUUCAGAGAAGGACGGUAAAAAGGUAACCUCUCAAGCGCUACCCACUUAA